Symbiodinium pilosum is the source of this 930-nucleotide messenger RNA. Lineage: Eukaryota; Dinophyceae; Suessiales; Symbiodiniaceae. The record is from the annotation of a GenBank genome assembly.
AUGUCAUCGGUUUGCGUGAGCAAGGUGACGAACGUCAUGGCAAGAUGGCAAAGUACCAGACAGCAGAAGCAGCAGACUAUGCAAUCUUUGCGGGAGUACUGCACGUCCCAUGGGAUCGAUGUGUCGCAAAUCCUGAGCAUGAAGAGAUACGCGGAACGAGAGCUGGCCCGUAAGGCAGCUUAUGAGGCUCACACGAAUCUGCUUCAAACAUUCUCCAGCAGCAUGCUGAAGACCCUCCUCCACCAAGCUCGCAGAUCGUUCUUGCACUACCACAAAGACUUUGCAGCUUGGUGUGCGAAGUCGGACGUUUUGGAGUUCAAUAUCUGCAACAAGGCCAUGAAGGAGCAAUACAACAUGAAGUACGACAGUAUCUUCAUGGCAUCAGACCAUGCGGAAGGAAUGUACCUGAUGGCCACGGCGCAGUGUUCCUACGAGUUCGACACAAUGCCAAUCAUGCCGCGGUUUGGCACAAAUCCGGCAUCCAAUCCUGGUACACGGUGUUGCUUGUGGCGCUUGCUCAGCAAGCCGGUGGAUGAACUCGAGGAGAACAUCGUUCGCCUUGGCAGCGGGGACUUCAUCAGCGAGCAUGCGCUGUGGGUUACAGGCUGGAGCCAUCGCGGGCGGCUGCAAGUAAUAGCUGACGGCUGGGUGUUGGCGUUGCCUACCUGCAGCCUCAUGGAGACGUUAAAGGAGCAGCCGAAUGUGAUCGAGUGUGUCGUCAGCUUUGCGAAGAAGUAUGCUCAAGCCUUGAAUUUGAUGACGGAGUCAAAUGAUGAGAAGCUGUCAGAUUUGCCAUUCUGCACGGAGUCGGAGAAUGGGUCAUCGCGGGGCCUGAACUCGCGGGGCCUGAACUCACGGGGCCUGAACUCGCGUGGCCUGAAGUCGCACAGGUUGCAGGGACGAUCAGUACUUCCUAAGCCCAUCCCGUAG